UCUAGACCUGAACGAUGAAGUCGCCAUAUCCGGCUUUGUUGGUUCCUAUUAUGAGCUCGACCUUCAUUUGUUGUCUUCAUAAUCUGACCGGGACCGGGCGUGCCACUCCCAUGCCCACUAGUAGUCUCGUCUACGUUUUCCUAAUUCAGCUAUUAUUAUGUUUCUCUCUUACUGAAGUGCUGCAUGGCUUCCCCCCGGGAUAAAAAUCUUCUUUGAUACGUCCGAUUACUGAG
Messenger RNA from Desarmillaria tabescens, 233 nucleotides. RefSeq lists its product as uncharacterized. NCBI's taxonomy places the organism in Eukaryota, Fungi, Basidiomycota, Agaricomycetes, Agaricales, Physalacriaceae. The record is from RefSeq and is a predicted model, not a curated record. The coding region runs from base 15 to 203 and encodes 62 amino acids. The transcript is spliced from 2 exons.